AUGUCGUCAUUCCCAGAGUACCUGUGUGAUGCGCUCUGUGGGUACGGUGUAGACACCGUUUUCGGGCUAGUUGGGAUUCCCAUUGUGGAAUUGGCAGAUACUUUGAUCUUGAAGGGUAAAAUACGGUUUGUUGGGUUCAGAAACGAACAGGCUGCGUCUUACGCAGCAUCUGCGUAUGGGUAUUUGACUGGAAAACCUGCCGUGUUGCUAACGGUGGGCGGUCCCGGUGUGAUUCACGCGUUGGCUGGCGUGUACAACUCGAUUUCCAAUAAAUGGCCUUUACUCGUGGUAGCGGGCAGCAGCGAAGACGUGCAUCGCGGUGGUUUCCAAGAAUUAGAUCAGGUCUCGCUUUUGAGUCCCUAUGUGAAAUUUAGUGCUCGGCUAAACCCUUCAAAUGUGGAUGAAAUGCUGUACAAUGCACUGCGACAGGCUAGUUUGGGUACCCCGGGAGUGUCAUAUUUGGAUCUUCGAGGCGAUGUGUUUCAUCAGAAGUGCUUGCGAAAUGAGCCUGAGAGACCUAGACCGUUGCACGCGGUCAAAUAUCAACCUGUAGACUUGGACCUGGAAUUUGUCGCAGGCGUGUUGCGAUCUUCCAAAAACGUUCUGUGUGUGAUUGGGAAAGGUGCCACGAAUAACGCCAACGAGGUACGUCAGUUUGUGAAACAGUUCCAGAUUCCAUUUCUGCCCACACCUAUGGCGAAGGGCGUGGUUCCGGAUUCGAGUGCUUUAAACGUAUCAUCGGCCAGAUCCCUGGCGUUGCGUUCUGCUGAUGUGGUGCUGGUGCUGGGAGCCAGACUCAAUUGGAUCUUGCAUUUCGGAGAACCUCCCAGAUGGAAGGAUUCGGCCGUUUUCAUUCAAGUAGACACCACGGCUGAGGAUCUGGGUCACAACAACGCCCAUGGGACCACGUAUUCGCUGUGCGGUGACGUUGGCUUGACGUUGCAGAGACUGACGCCGCUACUGAAGGAAGUAAAGUACACCGGGGUAUCGCAAGAGCUAGGUGACAAAAUACAGGCCAAUCAGGACGUGCUUAGGGCUAAAGAGGAUGUCAAAAAGACAACGGGUACCACAGCACUCACUUACAAUCAGGUUUACGCAAUGGUACGGCGUUGUAUCGUGGAUCAAAACACCAUAAUUGUGAGCGAAGGUGCCAACACAAUGGACGUGGCCCGAGUCUCGUUCCCCACCGACUACCCAAAGCAGAGACUCGACGCUGGCACCAACGCGACUAUGGGUGUAGGAGUGGGGUACGCCAUUGCUGCGAAAUUGGCUCAUCCAGACAAACUGGUGCUGUGCAUUCAGGGCGAUUCUGCGUUUGGGUUUUCCGGCAUGGAACUAGAAACCGCGGCCCGGUGCCAUCUCGGGAUGGUGUUUAUGGUUAUGAACAACGGAGGGAUCUACCAUGGCGAUUCUGGUGCAAAUGAUCCGAGCACAGGGACCGUUUCGAACCGGGAAUUGGCCUCGACAUCGCUAACUCGCAAGUGUCGCUACGAUCUCGUGGCAGAGGGGCUAGGAUGCCGUGGGUUCCUAGUGGAAAACAUUACAGAACUGAACGAUGCAUUCCAAAAGGCGUUAAAAAUCGCCGCUACGGGACAACCGGCGCUGCUCAACGUCAUCAUCGAGCCCGGACGUCAGGGCAAGCUUGAAUUUGGUUGGCAGAACAAACCGAAACUUUGA
Lachancea meyersii CBS 8951 is the source of this 1677-nucleotide messenger RNA. The record is from the annotation of a GenBank genome assembly. Lineage: Eukaryota; Fungi; Ascomycota; Saccharomycetes; Saccharomycetales; Saccharomycetaceae.